Molecule: messenger RNA, 936 nt
Organism: Paramecium tetraurelia
Lineage: Eukaryota; Ciliophora; Oligohymenophorea; Peniculida; Parameciidae
Exons: 4
Source: RefSeq, a predicted model, not a curated record
AUGAGUGAAAGAAGAGAAGAGGAUACCACUCUUGUGCAAGCAGCAAUCCCAGCCGCCUUGGAAGGAGCCAAAAAAGCUGAGGAAAUGGAAAAGAAGAUAAAAGAAUAAGGUGGAUAAAAGCUUUAAGAAGCUGAGAGACAAGCAGACGAAUAGAUUGCUAAGGCAUAAGAAAUGAUAGGCUUAACUGGGAAUUAAGCUCAAGUUGCGUAGUAAAAAUCGUUGAUUGUUGCUGCCUCUUAAUAUCUAGCUGGAAGUUUGUUAUCGAUGUUGAUUCUUCAACUUGGUUUCUUCGGAUCCAUUCUUACAUUUAUCCCAUUCUUAGAAUAAUUGACAAUCAUUCUAUACCUUGUUUCCAUAUUAAUUGUUCAAUUCUGUCCAGGCUCCGUUGACAAAGUUCCUAAAAAUUUUGGAUUUUGCAUUGUUCAUUCAGCCAGCAAAAUAUUAUUGAUGAUAUACCUUACACUUCAUUUUGAAUCAAUCAAAUUCGAAUUAAUACAAUUAGUAUUUGGAAUUGUCAUUCUCUUCUUAUUGUUCUAAAUUAAAAAGGGAAUAGCUGAAAAUCAAGAUAUUGCUUUAGUCGUAAAGAAAUAAUUCUUCACAGUUUUGAUAGUAUCAGCAGUUAUUUCAGGAUUUUUGGGAUUAUUAACUAGAUCAAACUUAUUUAUUACUGUCAUUUUGAUAGUAGUAGGAGCUGGAUAUACUUAUUAUUUAUAAUUGGCAUUGUAGAGAUUCGGGGAUCACAAGUACUUGUAUUUGGACAAAAAUGACUUGUACAUGGGAGCUGCUUAAUUGGAUGCAGAUCUAUUCUUAUGGUGUAAAUUGGUUGGGUAUCAUUGCAUUAAGAGGAAUGAGGAAGGAGCCUAUGUUCCAAAUUUAGAAUUUGAUGAGGAGAACAAACAGAAGGAACCAGAGAACUAAGAAUAAAACAAGAUCUGA